Molecule: messenger RNA, 3639 nt
Organism: Symbiodinium sp. CCMP2592
Lineage: Eukaryota; Dinophyceae; Suessiales; Symbiodiniaceae
Source: the annotation of a GenBank genome assembly
AUGGGAGGGCCGAUGGCUGUGGGCCCUGGACGCCUGCUGCGUGCAACCAUUCCUCAUCGGCCAGGCUUGACCGUGAACGUGGGCAUUUGGGCCCUCGGGCCUCAGGUGUCCGGUCAGUCUGGCGAGGCAGUGCACAGUACCGAUUCUUCUUGUGGUUCCCUUGAUGUGAGCUUUGGAGGUGGCACUCCCACAAGUUGCCAAAAGUCUGCUUUUGAAAAUCUUCAAGCUGCGGUUCUGGCGGGGGAUGCUCCAUCCAUCUUGAACUUGGUCGAGUCUUUUGAGCAGCAGGGCCUCAUCACUGAAGGCACUUUUCAUUGGAAGGUUGUGGAGCUUGCUGUAGAAACACAGGAGGACGUGCCUCCACAUGUGGCAGGCUGGGCAAUUGAAGAUGCCCUGGCAAACCUUAAGGACCCGAAAUAUCGAGAUGAUUUGCGCAUUGUCACGGCUAAUGUCUCUUCAUGGAGGAAGGACCUUUGCCCCUGGGUUGCGCAACUCGGUGCCUCGGUUGUGAUGCUUCAAGAGACGCAUCUGUGUCCUGAUCAGCCCGACUUGAUUGAAGGCCAAUUGGGGGUUUAUGGUUUUAAUGUUUUUAGUGUGCCGGGGCAUCCCACGGGCCGUGGGGGCACUUCAGGCGGAAUGGCAAUUUGCUUUCGCAAGCACCUGAAUGUCCGUCGUGUGCAUCAGUUUUUCAAGGCUGGUGCGGGUUUUCAGGUUGCUGCUAUUCGGCUGCGGGACACGGAUUGUUACUUGGUUAACCUUUAUUUGAAGGCUGGUGAAGGAUUUCAGAGUGCCACCAACUCGCAAAUUUUAGCUAAUCUGCUUGCUUUCCUUACUUCGGCCCGAGGCAUUUAUUUUGCAGCAGGCGACCUGAAUGAAGACUUUGAGGUCAUAGCGGCCAGCAGCUUUGCUCAGGAAGCCAAGGGCCAUUGGAUCAGCAGUGGAGAGUCCACGUGUGCAGGGGGAGGCAAUAUUGACUAUGGCCUUCUUUCCCCCAUCCUUGCUGCGGGUGCCAAGUUGGCUGUUGAUUGGGACACUCCCUUUGCUCCGCAUGCGGCGUUGCAUUGGACCCUGCAGCUUCAGCAUUUUGAUUUUAAGUUGCCGCAGUUAGUUGCCUUCAAGCCUGCGCCGGUGCAGCCCCAGCCGUUUCUCUCGAGUGUCGUUGCUGACCCUCGUGGUGAGCAGGUUGCCAUUCAAUCUCAGGAGCUGCAUCUGCUUGGGACUGAGGUCGCUACGCCUGGCCUGAGUGCGCUCUUUGCCAACCUUAGUCGGGAUGUUGAAUACUCGAUCUUUGGGUAUAGCCAAGGCCGAGGUGCCAAUGUUCAGGUCAGCAGGAGGCCCCUUGUUGUCCCCACAGCUCCUGCUUUAGGAUGGGGAGGGGCCAAAGCCUCCUUUUGGCAACGUAUGGUGGUGUGGCUGCAGGCGUGCUCCAAACGUUUGCAUGUGAGCUCUUUUGGCCGGUCGGCCUCACUCCGUCUUGGCAGCAUUUGGGCAGGUGCAACUUCUGAUCGGGAGGCCUUUCAAGCUGACCUUCAGGUUUUCUUGGAAUCAGAGGAUGUACGAGUGCUGCCUGGACUGCUUGCGACUGCACAGGAGCAGCACAAGGCCCAUCAGCGGAAAUGGCAACAGGAGAAAAGUGCAUCAUAUGGUCAAUGGCUCAGGCAGUCGACUCAGAAAGGCAUGCGACCAUUGUUUCGAAGUGUUAAGGCUGAGGAGGUCGUAACUGUUCGGCCCUUUCUUGAUGCCCCUCUGCAAGAACGCAUUUACUUGAGGUGGAGGCAUUGGUUUGAACUGUGGUCACAUCCGGCCGGGGUCGACCGUGACCUGCUGGCCUCCUUGAAACAUGCUGCGCAGGAGCAAGCCCGGCUUUUGCAUCCGAUUGACUUGGAGCGGGCUGUAGGGUUUUUCAAGAAAGUUCCCGCUAAAGCGCCCGGCCUGGAUGGUUGGACUUGUGAGAUGCUCCGCAACCUUAGUGUUGAAGCUGUUCAGGCCAUUCUUGAAUUUUUCCAUCACUGUGAGCGCGAGGCUUCGUGGCCGGACCAGAUGGUCUUUGCACUUAUAGCCUUGUUGCCUAAGUCUGAAAAGCGUGAACGCCCCAUUGCAUUGUUGCAUAUCCUUUAUCGUGCUUGGGCCAAGUUGCGGUGGCCUUUGGUUGCCGCGUGGCAGACUGCUUAUGCUGCUCGUGCACGAUGGGACAAGGCUGUUCCGGGCGGCCAGGCGCUUGACGUAGCACUGGCAAGGCUGAUGUUGGGAGAGUCGGUGCGGCGGAGCAAAUCACAUCUUAUAACAUUGUUCCUGGACAUGGAGACGUUCUACGAUAGGUGUGUGUUUGAUGACGUCAUUCGCUCUGGCCUUUCUUUGGCAUACCCGUGCAUUGUGCCCUCCCAUUUGGCCGGGGAGGGGUUGCCAGUGAUUCCCUUUUUCUGUUCAGGGCUCUCCGACGGGAUUUGGAAGCUAGAGGCGGCCAAGGCCAUGAGCAAAAUUCUUGAUGCCAAUGAAAAAGGCGGCCGGCAGGUCGCGGAAACUCAACCGACUGGCCAUCCCGGGGAGGGCGCACCGUUUACGCAUUGUCAGGGCCUCUUUGUGCUCAGCUGGCCUCUGGGGCCAUCAGGCACAAGCUUGGAUCCAUUGAUCUCACUUUUGUUGUCAGUCGACGGCGUUGCGAGGUCUGCUUGUGUGUCUUGGGCCAUUGGCGCCUAUGAGCUUCGACCUGAGGGGCCGGUUCGUGUGGCCAGCAUCACUUGCUACCCGGUACAACCCUUGUCUGUGGCGGGGGCGGAACAGCAGGCGGCUUUCGAACUCCUUGGCCGUGCCUCAGGUGACCUGGACAUCACAGUCGACUGCAAGGCGGUUCUUCAUGUCUUGGAGAAAUCCUCCCCACCCUUAGAUGGUCCGGUUCCUUGGGGUGAGGUUUGGGCUGAUCGGAGUAGGGCGCGGGUCACGUGGGUACCCAGUCACAAAACUUCUUCUUACUUUGCAGAUAAGGGCCUUCCAGAGUGGCGUCGAGUGAUCAAUGAGGACGUUGAUUCGUUGUGUGGCAAGCGGGCUGCUCAGGUGUACCGGGUGGCAUCCAAGCCGGAAUUGCACAGCCUGGAUGAACUAUGGGAGGAAGUGUGUUUGCAUUUGGCUAAGAAAAUUGGGUACGUCCUUUUGCAUAGGAAAGACAAGCAUUUUCCUUGGUUGCUUGAUCGCGGAGAUCCUGAAAGUCGCAAUGACGGUGAUUUACCUCGGGUCAUUGCUGGGGAUAAAUUUGUUAAGCCCAAGCUCCUUGCGAAUGCCAAGAAGGUGGCACCGCCCAACAAAAAACAGCGCCUUAAGCAGAUGUUGGGCUCUCCGGACCCGACAUUAGGUCACGUUUGGCGUGAUUGCGAGGCCAAGGCGAGCAAUAAUUUUGCGAUUCAGUGCACGGUUUGCAGCCUCUAUGUUGAACAAUGCAAUGCACCUGCAGUUUUCGAUCGCAAGGUCGCCAACCCUUGCCGGGACAUUGCUGCAGCGGCUGCGUGCAAAGGCCUAGGCCGUAAGGUUAAUAGUGGCACGAAGGCUGCCAGUGAGUCGUCUCAGAGGGCGGCUGUCACUUCGGAACCGGUGGGCUUGCUGCGCUUGUUGUGCCCAUUCCGGUAUGCGGAGCAGAUACCCAUCUAG